AUGGCUGCAACUACUGCUCAGCCCAUGGGGAGCCUGCCCAGUGGACUGGGAAUAUGCACCACAGCACCGGAUAUAUUUUACAUACCUGAACUGGUAUUUGGUGGUUUGGUUUGGAUUCUUGUUGCAUCGACACACGUGGCCCCACCGAACCCUCUGGGGUGGGUGAUGUUCGUCUCUGUUUUCUGCUUCGUCAUGACCUUCCUCUGGAUGAUCAUCUUUGCUGCCGGAGGUCAUAAAAACAGUUCUCACUGGGCUGCUGCUGAUUUUGCUUACCAUGGCCUGGCAGCGCUCUUUUUUUUAAGUGCAGGGGUGGAUUUGGCUUACAUUACCCUCUUGAUGAAAGACAUUGACCUUAAACUCUACCGGACUUACAUUUCUGCUGUGGUGUUUGCCUUCGCGGCCACACUCCUGUACUUCAUCCAUGCCAUUCUCUCAGCCAUCCGAUGGAAAUAUUUCUGA
Molecule: messenger RNA, 459 nt
Organism: Pelmatolapia mariae (spotted tilapia)
Lineage: Eukaryota; Metazoa; Chordata; Actinopteri; Cichliformes; Cichlidae
Product: myelin and lymphocyte protein-like
Exons: 4
Coding region: 1-459 (152 amino acids)
Biological process (GO): myelination
Cellular component (GO): membrane
Molecular function (GO): structural constituent of myelin sheath
Source: RefSeq, a predicted model, not a curated record